Molecule: messenger RNA, 1065 nt
Organism: Venustampulla echinocandica
Lineage: Eukaryota; Fungi; Ascomycota; Leotiomycetes; Helotiales; Pleuroascaceae
Product: putative isomerase YbhE
Exons: 2
Coding region: 1-1065 (354 amino acids)
Biological process (GO): regulation of actin cytoskeleton organization; TOR signaling
Cellular component (GO): TORC1 complex; TORC2 complex
Molecular function (GO): protein binding
Source: RefSeq, a predicted model, not a curated record
AUGUCCUACCUGGGUGUUGAUGAGGCUGACAAGAGAUAUUGUGUUAUGGCUACAGCCGGAUACGACCACACUAUUCGGUUCUGGGAGGCCCUCUCUGGAAUAUGCUCGAGGACCAUCCAGCACUCUGAAUCUCAAGUCAAUCGACUCUGCAUUUCGCCUGAUAAGCGCUUCCUCGCCGCUGCAGGCCACCAUAACAUCAAGCUCUACGAUAUCAAGUCAACAAACCCGAACCCGAUUCUCACCUUCGAGGGCCACACGAACAACAUCACCGGUGUUGCUUUUCAUUGCGAGGGCAAGUGGAUGGUAACGAGUUCGGAAGACGGAACGGUCAAGAUAUGGGAGACCCGGAGCGGAACCGUCCAGCGAAGCUACGUCCAUGGCCAAGCCGUUAACGACGUGGUCAUCCAUCCAAACCAGGGAGAGAUUAUCAGCUGCGAUCGCGGAGGCAGUGUUAGAGUCUGGGAUCUCGCUGAGAACAAUUGCUCCCACCAGCUCAUUCCUGAGGAGGAUCAGCCUGUUUCGAGCGUCACGGUUGCUAGCGAUGGAUCUACUCUCUGUGCUAGCACCAACUCUGUAAGCUGCCACCCUAAGACCUUCGGCUUGGCCCCACUAACCAGCGUGAAGGGAAAUGUCUACGUCUGGCAUCUUCUUCAGUUCCAUGAAAAGACUCAGCUUAUUCCAAUCACUCACUUCAAGGCCCACAAUUCCUACAUCACCCGCGUUCUUCUAUCUCCUGAUGUCAAGCAUCUAGCAACCUGCAGCGCUGACUGCACCGCUAAGAUUUGGGAAGUCAAGGACCUCGAGUCCAUGAUCCCCAAACCAGGCCAACCACAGGAUGCUCAGGUCGCCGAAAAGCCUUUCAAAUUGGAGAGCACUUUGACUGGCCACCAACGCUGGGUAUGGGACUGCGCCUUCAGUGCCGAUUCCGCAUACCUUGUCACAGCUUGUUCUGACCACUAUGCGAGAUUGUGGGAGCUCCACAGUCAGCAGAUCAUCAGGCAGUACAAUGGCCACCACAGGGGACUCGUCUGUGUUGCUCUUAAUGACUACUCCGAGGCACGCUAA